CCCUAAAAUCAGGAACCUCCAGCGGAUACGCACACACACUUACCCACACACCCCAAAAAUAAAGAAGUAACAAACAGAAACUCUGUCCCUUUUCGACGGCCACUGUCAGGGUAGGUUGCCCUUUACAGUGUGUCUCUAGUUGGCUUCUUUUUUGGGCCUUUGCCGAUCUCUGAGGCCCCCUGCAUGAUAAGGUGCGUGAGUUAGAUCAUUGGUUUCAUUUGGUAAGAGGAAAUUUAGCAGAGUUGAGCAAUGGUACGGGGACAGUUUUGAAAGCCCUUGAGAAAGCAUCAGAGUUGCAGAUCGAGUGUCAGGCGGCGAGGAAUCCAUGCUGCAUCCGUACAGAAUGGAGGGGUACAUCAUCCCACCCAAAGAAGAGGGUAGAGAGAGAGUAACCUGGACUGGCUGGAUGUCACAGACACCGUCUGUACAAAAAGAUUACUGGGCAGUUUUAACCAAAGAUCAGCAAACAGAGGAAAUGUUUGAAUCAGAGAUGUAUCGACCACCAAUGGAGUAUCAGUAUAUCAUUGAUGAUGGUCAGAAUGAUCAUGCAUGGGAUUAUAAUACACAUCAUGUCCAUCCAGUGGAUUUCGAGAACUUGCCAGAUAGCCACUUCACAGAGCUCCAGAGUGUGCAGCCACUACAUGCAUCGAAUGUGCAUCGCUUCUCAGAUGUUGAGUCUGGUCAUUUUAUCGACCCAGGCCUGACCGGGCAUCACCUCACCCUGCCCCCUCCACAGAUGACAUAUUUGCCACGGCCAUCGGUGUGUUACCCUCACAGUGUACAGCCCUCUCCUCUCCAGCGCAGCUCGGAUGACGAUGACCCCGGCAGUCGCAGUCCUCCGUUAGAGGUGUCUGAUGAGGAGUGUAUGAGAGACCACAUUACUUCAACAACAGGAGGAGAACAUGGUAACAAGAAGAAAAUUCGCUUGUAUCAGUUCCUGCUUGACCUUCUGCGAAAUGGUGACAUGAAGGACAGCAUCUGGUGGGUGGACCGAGAAAAAGGAACAUUCCAGUUCUCUUCCAAGCACAAAGAGGCUUUAGCAAACCGCUGGGGUGUACAGAAGGGAAACCGCAAGAAGAUGACCUACCAGAAGAUGGCAAGGGCACUGAGAAACUAUGGCAAGACAGGAGAAGUCAAGAAGAUCAAGAAAAAGCUCACCUACCAGUUCAGUGGAGAGGUACUUGGGAAGUGCCACACAGAAAGGAAGCUUUACAUGUAAACACAUGCGCAAAAAGGCGAGAAAUAGACUUGGAGAACACAAGAGAUAACCUUUUUCUUCUGAGAAAACAGAAAAAGACUGGACCUGAACUUUUACCAUAGUUGUGACCCUAUGGUUUAAAACUCAACUAUUUUAAUUUUCAUUCCUUAUUCCUUCACCUUUGCAUUAAUUAAGUAAACCUUAAGUCAUUUUAAAAUGUCAAUAGUUUUCGUGCUGCAGGACCAACAUUUACACACGUCUGUACAGUGUAUAUAUAUAUAUGGGACGAGCACGGGUUAGUUCACCCAAAAAUUAAAAUUCUGUCAUUAAUUACUCACCCUCAUGUAGUUUCAAACCCGCAAGACUUUCGUUCAUCUUCGGAACACAAAUGAAGAUCUUUUUGAUGAAAUCUGAGAGAUGUCUGUCCCUCCAUUGACUGCAUUUGUAAUGACCACUUUGACGCUUCAAAAAGUUCAUAAAGAGAUCGUAAAACUAAUCAAUGUGAAUUGAGUGGUUUAGACCAAAUUUUCUGAAGAGACUCGAUCACUUUAUAUGCUAAACAGAUUUAAUUUAGGCUUUUAUUCACAUAUAAACAUUCAUCAACUCACACAUCAGUUGUGGUAAACGGAAGCUAAAGCACGUUUGCUUGACAUGUAAGAGAACCAUUGAGCUUCGUUCUUGUAUGUUACGCAGCACGUUUGAGCUUCUGGAAGAGGUUUGUUCUCGCGCAUCAAGCAGGUUCAGUUGAGCUUCUGUUUAUGCUCGCUGAUCAAUAUGUGAAUAAAACCCUAAAUUAAAUCUGUUCAUCAUAUAAAGCGAUCGAAUCUCUUCCGAAAAUUUGGACUAAACCACUCAAUUCAUAUGGAUUAGUUUUAGGAUCUCUUUAUGAACUUUUUGAAGCUUCAAAGUGGUAGUUGCGUAACUGUCUAUGGAGGGACAGAAAGCUCUCAGAUUUCAUCAAAAGAUCUUCAUUUGUGUUGAACGAAAGUCUUGUGGGUUUGGAACGACAUGAGGGUGAGUAAUUGACAGUAAGUAAUGUCAAACAGUAAGUGAGUAACUGGUAAGUGAGUAAUUAGAGUAAAUGACAGAAUUUUCAUUUUUGGGUGAACUAUCCCUUUAAAAGAGCAGAUACAGUGACCAAAGUGAGUCGAAUUUUAAAAAUUGUUAAGGACAGUUGCAAACUUUACCACCACACAUGAUGGAAAAAAAAAAAAAAAAAAAAUCACAAAAAUAUAAAAA
Molecule: messenger RNA, 2437 nt
Organism: Ctenopharyngodon idella (grass carp)
Lineage: Eukaryota; Metazoa; Chordata; Actinopteri; Cypriniformes; Xenocyprididae
Gene: spi1b
Product: Spi-1 proto-oncogene b
Exons: 6
Coding region: 326-1219 (297 amino acids)
Biological process (GO): cell differentiation; regulation of transcription by RNA polymerase II
Cellular component (GO): nucleus
Molecular function (GO): sequence-specific DNA binding; DNA-binding transcription factor activity, RNA polymerase II-specific
Source: RefSeq, a predicted model, not a curated record